This is a messenger RNA of Emericellopsis cladophorae, 1341 nucleotides long. RefSeq lists its product as uncharacterized. The transcript is spliced from 2 exons. The record is from RefSeq and is a predicted model, not a curated record. Gene Ontology annotation, biological process: polyketide biosynthetic process. NCBI's taxonomy places the organism in Eukaryota, Fungi, Ascomycota, Sordariomycetes, Hypocreales, Bionectriaceae. Bases 1 to 1341 code for a protein of 446 amino acids. Gene Ontology annotation, molecular function: acyltransferase activity, transferring groups other than amino-acyl groups.
AUGGCGUCAUCGACUUCGUUCAGCGACAUGAAUUUGUCCAUUGUUGGCCUUGGCACAGAGUAUCCACCCUAUGCGCUCAAGGCCGAUGCUCUCAGCACGCUGAGCGACAGGUUCUACCCGGAGUCGGCGAGCAUGAAGAAGGUCCUCGGCGUCAACCGGUACACAGGCAUCGAUACACGGUCUUCCAUCGGGAACCCCGACCACCCCUCGGUGAACAAGGAAAAGGCUCCCUCAAUAAAGGAACUCCACGACAUUUUCAUGAGCGAUGGCGUGCCCCUCGCCAUCCGAGCUGCUGGCAAAGCACUCAAAGAGUCCGCCAUUGACGCCUCUCAAAUCACACACAUCGUCUCCACGACCUGCACUGACUCUGCCAACCCCGGAUUUGACCACUACGUUGCCAAGGAGCUCGGUGUCUCCCACAAGGUGGAAAAGGUCUUGCUCCACGGUGUAGGCUGCAGCGGUGGCCUUGCGACACUGAGGACAGGUGCCAACCUGGCCCUGGGACAUGCUGCUCGCGGCAAGCCUGCGCGCGUCCUGUGCGUGGCGCUCGAGGUCAGCACCACACUGGCACGUAGUGAGCUGGACAGCAUCAGCGAGCUGCAAGAGACCAGGAUAGGCGCGUGCCUGUUUUCAGAUUGCGCCAGUGCGGCUGUGCUGAGCAAUGGCAUUGGCGAACAGGCCACACCUAUCUACGACCUGCUCGGCUGGGAUCACCGCACCCUACCCGACACUGAAGACGACCUGGGCUUUGAUGUUGAUCCACUAGGCUGGAAGGUCGUGCUGACACCCCGCGUGCCCAAGCUUACGGGUGCAUCUAUCAAACCCGCUUUCGAGGAUCUCAUGUCGCAAUUACCAGAUCUGCCCGCCAACUACCGCGCGCCGUCCGACUUUGACUGGGCCAUGCACCCUGGCGGCGCCACCAUCCUGACUGGCGCGGAGCGUGCCAUGGACAUUACCCCAGAGCACAUGCGCGCGAGCUACGACACGUACAUCAACCAUGGCAACUCCUCAUCCGCCACCAUUUUCAGCGUCAUGAACCGUUUGCGAAGCAAGGAAAUGGACGAGCUGGCCCCUGGCGGCAACGUCAAGGACUACGUCGUUGGCUGUGCCUUUGGUCCCGGCAUCACCGUCGAGAUGUGCAUGCUGAAGCGACACCAGCCUGGUGCGGGUGCAUCGCGCGUCGUGCACGGCCUCCAGACGCCGCCCAUGACGGACUCGGACGCGGCUAGUGACAAUGUUUCCGAUGGCGAGUGGUCGACGAGCGAGUCGGUAGAGGAGAGGUUGCCCGACGCCGAUAGACAAUUUGUUGCGCAGGCGUUGGAGCAACUAGACUUGGACUGA